AUGAUAAAAAAAGUCAAAACUAUUGAAGAUCUAGCAGACCUAUCAGGGUUACCUGGGGUCUAUAUAUUCAAAGAUUGUACUAAAGGCGUUAUUUACGUUGGGAAGGCAAAAGAUUUAAAGAAAAGAGUCAGUUCUUACUUUAAAACUCAAGAGCCUGACUCAAAAAUUCAGCAUUUAAUUAAAGAACAUGCAAGCAUUGAUUAUGUUCAAACUAAAAAUGAAACAGAAGCUUUAUUACUUGAAGCUCAACUGAUUCGUCAGUUUCAGCCAAAAUACAAUACGUUAUUAAAAUCAGGAUCACCUUUUUUAUAUUUUGAAAUCACCUCUGAGCAGAUUCCUAAAUUGAAUCUGGUAACACAGCAAGCCAAUAAAAAAUCAAUUUAUUUUGGACCUUUUUUAUACAAAGCCAAAACUCGUCAUGUUUUCGAAUUUAUUCUGCGGAAAUUCAAACUUAAAAUCUGCAAACUAAAAAUCAAACAAGGAUGUCUCGAUUACCAUUUAGGUAAAUGCGCAGGAGCUUGUUUAGAAAAUUUUGAUCUUAAUGAUUAUAUGAUCAGAAUUGAGCUAGUAAAAAAAUUGUUGAGCGCAGAAUAUGAUGAUGUUAAAAAAUUUUUGCUUGAACAAAUUAAAAGUUAUAAUCAGCAACUUGAAUUUGAAAAAUCAAAAAAUAUCAAUGAAUACAUGGAAAAUUUAGAAUCCAUUUUUGAUACACUUGAUCUGGAUUAUUCUGAAGAAGAAGUUAUCAAAUUUGCUAAAAAAACUAAGGAAAAUAAUCAGGCUAUCGUCUUUAAAAAAGGGCUUGAAGAACUGCAAGUUUUAUUAAGUUUAGAAAAGCCCCCAAAAAGUAUAGAUUGUUUUGAUAUUUCUCAUUUUCAGGGUAAAUGGAUAGUCGGAUCGUGCAUUCGUUUUACCGAAGGAAUUCCUGAUAAAAAGAAUUUCCGCAAAUUCAAAAUCCAAACACUGAUAGAUCAAAAUGACUAUGCGGCCCUGCAAGAAAUUGUUACCAGGCGAUAUAGAAACAUUGAAGAUUUGCCGGACGUAGUUUUAAUAGAUGGGGGCAAAGGACAACUCAAUGCAGUAAAAGAUUUAUUUCCUCAAGCACAUUUUAUAAGCAUUGCCAAAAGAGAAGAAACCUUGUUUUCGCCAAAUUUUCGAAACGGUAUAAUACUAGACCCACAGACAAAUAUAGGCGCUCUUAUUAUUGCUUUACGUAAUUAUGCUCAUCAUUUUGCUAUCUUCUAUCAUAAAAAUUUUAGGGGCAAAACAUUCUUGGAUAGAUAG
Messenger RNA from Didymodactylos carnosus, 1281 nucleotides. NCBI's taxonomy places the organism in Eukaryota, Metazoa, Rotifera, Eurotatoria, Philodinida, Philodinidae. The record is from the annotation of a GenBank genome assembly.